UUUUUUUUUUCGCUUCACGCACAAAAGCAUGACUAGUUUUUCCGUUCCUUUAAAUACUCGCUCCAAUGAUCAGUACUGCUCAAAACUCCCGCCUUCCAAAACUGCCAAAAUUGUGAUCAGAGAAAUUCCAUUUCCAAAACUCCCAAAGUUCUUCAACCGGCUAUGGAUGAAAAUGAAAAUGCGGAAGAUACUGAUGUAUCAGAAGCUAGUACUCUGUCUCUAAACUCAGAGUUCGAAGAUCCUGAAGCAGAAACUACUAAACGCAAGACGACGCAAGAAACCGGAGAAACUAGUAAACGCAGGCGGACGCCGUUGAAUCCGAUGUUUGGCGAAGAUGCGGAAGCAUCAGGGACUUCUAGACUUUUGUCAAAGCCGGUGGAUGGAGGUGCUUCUGAGCCAGUGGAUAUGGAUGCCUACGACAACAUACCACGGGCAUUUCCCGCUCCGGAACUAUACCCAGCCAUGGAUAGAUAUUUACCGCCACAUGUUCGAGGAAAAUCCAUACAAGAAAAAGUCGCUUAUUCGGAUGAUAUACUCAUGCAAUAUGCUCCUAGUCAGAAAGAGAUUGAACUGCGAGAAUACAGGGACAAAAUCAUAUCAGAAUAUCCGCGGUUACACGAGAAAUUAUAUGCUAUAAAUCCCACAGAAAUUUUUGUCCCUUCCUUUAUCAAGGCAAUCAAUGAGAAAACAGAGGAUAGGUUCAGCAAUAUCAUUUCUGAGCCCUCUCCGGGUAUUUUAACCUUUGAAAUCUUUCAACCAGAGUAUUGUGAGAUGUUGGUGGCAGAGGUAAACCAUUUUCAAACCUGGAUCCAGAAAACAGACAUCCGAACCGAGCAUCGGAACAAUAUGAACAACAUGACGUAUCUUGAUGAUUUAGGAAUGGAAUAUAUGCUUCAAAAUCUCAUGGAUAGGUUUAUAAGUCCAAUUUCCAAAGUUUUUUUCACUCAGGUUGGGGGAUCUACCCUUAAUGAACAUGAGUGUGUUGUUGAGUGUCAUACCGAAGGCGAAAAUGAAUUAGCUGUUCAAGUUGAUGACACGGAACUUACCUUAAAUGUGUGCUUGGGCCAGCAAUUCCUUGGGGGAGAAUUGUGCUUCCAGGGUGUAUAUUGUGAGAAACAUGUGGACACUCCGACACGACCUGAGGAUAAUUUUGAAUAUUCACACAUUUUGGGGCAUGCAAUUCUCUAUCAGGGUCGCAAUAGGCAUGUUUCUAAGGUGACUACAGCUGGGAAAAGAUACAAUUUGGUGUUGGGCUGCAAAAGCGCUGGUUUUAGGCUAGUGUGUAAGCAACUGGGUGAUUUUAGUUGGUGUUCCGAAUGUAAGCAGGAGAAGGAUAGGAGAAAUAGGGAACUUGUGUCUACAUUCAUGGCAGGGUUUGUGCCGAAAUGAGGGUGGUACGGUUAUUGUGCUGAAGUUGAGUCUUUCAUACAAACAAACACUUGGGUCUUUUCCGUUUUCAGGUGCUGCUGGGAUGAGUGUGGUAUGGUUGCUGUGCUGAAUCGAGUCUGUCAUACAAAUGAACACUCCUUUUCGAAUCAUACAAACUCUGCUAUCAUUGUGAACUUGUAAUGUCUGUUAUCACAGAACAGAUUAAAACUUUGUUUCAGUGUUUUCUUAAAACUUGUAAUGUCUGUCAUCACAGAACAAAAAACGGAUACUUAACAAUUUUUUAAAACUUUUUGCACUAUGACUUCUCUCAAAAAAAUUUGUUGUCCUUAUCGUAGGUUUACCUUA
Solanum lycopersicum (tomato) is the source of this 1734-nucleotide messenger RNA. Its product is annotated as 2-oxoglutarate and iron-dependent oxygenase domain-containing protein ICU11-like. Lineage: Eukaryota; Viridiplantae; Streptophyta; Magnoliopsida; Solanales; Solanaceae. The record is from RefSeq and is a predicted model, not a curated record. Gene Ontology annotation, molecular function: oxidoreductase activity, acting on paired donors, with incorporation or reduction of molecular oxygen; iron ion binding; L-ascorbic acid binding.